Molecule: messenger RNA, 1507 nt
Organism: Cataglyphis hispanica
Lineage: Eukaryota; Metazoa; Arthropoda; Insecta; Hymenoptera; Formicidae
Product: mitochondrial fission process protein 1
Exons: 3
Coding region: 271-771 (166 amino acids)
Biological process (GO): mitochondrial fission
Cellular component (GO): mitochondrion
Source: RefSeq, a predicted model, not a curated record
AUUUUUGCAUUAUUCAUUUUAUAUAAUUUUAAAGCAAAUGUUUUGUUGUUUAAUUUUUUACUCUCGUAUGUAAAUUGUAUGUCAUAUUUUAAAAUAUUUCUAAAUAUUUAAGAGAAAAAGAGAUUUUUGUGAGAAUUAUUUUUAUUUUGGUCAAUGUUUCUACGCCAUUGUCAAAAAUUACUUUGACAUUGAGCGUCGUAUAUCGAGGCAAAUCGUAGGUUAUGUCAAAUAGUCGGAAUCAAAGAUAAUUGAAAAGUUAGAGAUUCCGGGAUGAUGAAUAAUCGAGAAGAAGUGGACUUGUACCGGGACACAUAUGUGAGAUAUUUAGGUUAUGCAAAUGAAGUUGGAGAGGCAUUUAGGAGCCUAGUACCAAAAUCUAUUGUGUGGUUCAGUUAUGCACUGUCGAGUGGAUAUGUUCUUGCAGACACGGUGCACAAGGGUGCAAAAGUCUACCAAACAGAUGCUACUCCACAAAAAACUAAGAAUGUUCUAUUGUCCACAUCGGACACUUUGAUAUGGCAGUCAUUUGCGUCUAUAAUAGUUCCUGGUCUUACCAUAAAUAGAAUUUGCGCAGCAGUUUUGUUUGCGCAAAGAAAAAGUACAAGAGUGGCUUUUAAAAAGCCUUGGAUUUCAACACUUAUUGGUUUGGUAUCCAUACCUUUUAUAAUACAUCCGAUAGAUCAUGCUGUGGAAGGAGCAAUGGAUGUUACAUAUAGGAAGUGGACAGGAUACCAUCCAAAAGCACUUUUAUGUGGAUUUAAACAUGAGUAACAAAAUGUAGUCAAUUAAAGGUAUAGUAUAUUAUUAAUUUGAAAGAGGUCAUGCUUAAAACAAUAUUUUGAUGAACAUAUUGAGGAAUGUUUCAUUUUUAACACAAGAUAGUUAAAAGGCCUUAAAUAAUGAUGGAUUAUUAAUAAUGAUGGAUAAAUAUAAUUAUAUUUUUCAUAAUUUUUAUUAUUGAAAGAUGAUAUAUAUAUAUAUGAUGAUGAUGACAAAUUUGAAAGUUUUUUAUCUGAAAGUUUUAUUAAAAUUAUUUAUAAUUUUUUUAUAAUGAUAUACAAAAUAAAAAAAAAAUUAUGUAUAAUAUGAAAUAAGCUUUAUCAAACAAAAAUAUAAGAAAUUAAAUUUAAAGAAGAUUUUAUUAACAGAAACUUCAAAGAAGCUUUAUUAAGAUCGAAAUCUGUUAAAUCACUUUUUAGAGAAACAUAAGCUUAACAUUAGCUUAAAUUUUCACGACCUCUUGAUAUAGAUACAGUAAAAUAUUACUGCCAAAUAUAUUCUAAGAUAAUAUUACAAUGCAAGAUAAUAUUAUAAUAUUAGUUAAUAAGAUAAUAUUACAAUACAAGAUAAUAUUACAUUAGAAUAUUUUAUUAUUAUAAUUGCAAAAAUGUUAAAUAUUUUUGUUAUAAUGUACAUAUUACACAGUUGUAUGUGCAUUAAGAUUUUUAGCACGCUGGCUUUCGUGCUACAAUUGUUAAGCUGUUGAAUAAAAUUAUUGAUUCUAGAU